Messenger RNA from Enterobius vermicularis (human pinworm), 546 nucleotides. The record is from the annotation of a GenBank genome assembly. Lineage: Eukaryota; Metazoa; Nematoda; Chromadorea; Rhabditida; Oxyuridae.
AUGGUUGAAAUUCCAAGGGUUUGUAUCGAUGAGGUUUCUGCUCAAGUAUCGGCUUGCGAAACCAUGACGGAUCUCGAUGGGACUCUGUCGGAGGCUUUUGAGCGGCUGACUUUAUCGAAGGAUGCAACAUAUGAAGGCGCUUCUGCUUAUACAGACCUGGAAAGAGCGGUGUUGCAUUUUGUAAUAGAAGCCGUAAGGAGAGAUAUCAGCUCUGAAAAAAUAAUUGAAAUCAUUCCAGAGUGUCGGUUAAGAAACUCGCUGAUUACUGUUUAUGAGAAGUAUCGUGAUAUUCUCAAAGAAAUUAUGUCGUCAAUCGGAUGGGAACCGCCACGGAUUGUAGGCUUUGACUGGACACUCUCUAGAGCAUUGGAAUCAAAUUUGGGAAAAGAGGAUUGUGCGGUUGCGGAGCUUCAUUUUGAAACCAUACCAUCUGGUUCUAAUGAAAUUAAAAAAAUCUCGGUUUGUUGCGAUAAGGAUCAACUUCAAUCUAUUCUUUGGACACUGAAAGAAGCCCAGAAUUCUGUAAAUUCUUUGAGAUUGAAGUGA